Messenger RNA from Sinocyclocheilus anshuiensis, 2003 nucleotides. It is a transcript of the gene il20ra, whose product is annotated as interleukin 20 receptor, alpha. Gene Ontology annotation, cellular component: plasma membrane. NCBI's taxonomy places the organism in Eukaryota, Metazoa, Chordata, Actinopteri, Cypriniformes, Cyprinidae. The coding region runs from base 208 to 1650 and encodes 480 amino acids. Gene Ontology annotation, molecular function: cytokine receptor activity; protein binding. Gene Ontology annotation, biological process: cytokine-mediated signaling pathway. The transcript is spliced from 7 exons. The record is from RefSeq and is a predicted model, not a curated record.
UGAUCAGUAUGAAGGCGUAGCUCAUGAAUAUUAACGAGGUCGCGUUCCUCGCCACCGGUUGGCCCGUGCUGGUCACGCCCCGCCCACCCGCGCUACACCUGAGUUCAGAGGCUGCACCUGAGAGCGACUGAAGGACUGAAGGGAGAUGCAGAGACAGAGAGAGAGAACAGAACACGGCAGAAUGCGAAGAAACACGCGUUUGCAGCGAUGGACCCCGUUUCAUUGAUCGCACUGUGUUUGCUCUGGACUAGAACAUCAGCAUCAUUUGUUGAGGGACCGCCUGAGCCUCGUAAUGUCCACUUCUACUCAGAGAACCUGAGGAACAUUGUGAGAUGGACACCAGGAGAAGGAUCUCCCAAUAACACGGUCUACACUGUGGAAUACGCCAUUUACGGCGAUGAGGAGGAGAACGGCACUGAGCAGGUGAGAUGGAGGCGUGUGGAGCACUGCUCCUCCGUCACACAGAACGAAUGUGACGUGUCUCAGGAGACCUUUAACCUGGAGGAGGACUACUAUGCCAGAGUCAGGGCCGUCAGCGCAAACACACAGUCCGUCUGGACCGAGAGCACGAGCCGCUUCAGCCCAGAGUUCGACACGGUCCUCGGCGCGCCGCUGCUGGAGCUGACUGUGCUGCAAAACUACAUAGACGUCACAAUAAAGGGGCCCUUCAGAUGGAGAACGAAGAGGACAAAGAAAGACAAGUCACUCUGGAAGAUCUUCCCACACAUGAUCUAUAACGUCUCUGUGUUCAACAGCAGGAGCAGUCACACGAACUACAUGCGUCUUAAAAAUGGGAACUUGACGCUGGGGCCUCUGGACUUUUCCACGCAGUUGUGUGUGGUGGUUCAGGCCCAGUCGGAGUCUCGUCCUCUGGCCUACAAACCCAGCGAUCGGCUGUGCGUCGAGACGGCCAAAGAUCCAUUCAGAGAGCAGCUGCUGGCUGCUAUGUUGGGCGGCGUGCUGCCGUCUGCGCUCUGUCUGUGUGUCCUCGCUGUGCUCGGGGGUCUCGUCCACUGCUACAUCACCGACCACAGACAGAGACUGCCCAAGAGCACGCACGUGGUUGGCACGAGUGAAAAUCUUCACACUUUCCAGCCUCAGAUGUCUGCAACAGUCAUCUUUAACGUGAUGAAGCUGGGAGAUGAAUCCGCGGCUCUGCCACAGCUGCUGUGUGCUGAGGACUCGUCAGCGGCGGAUGAACCGGCUCGGGCUGUGAGCGCUGAUCCGCCGGUGUGUUACGUGCAGCAGCAUGCAGCGCUCGCUGACCCGCAGGACACAGACAGUGUGCACUCUGAGCCGCAGCACAGCGAGGACGGAGAUUACGGCAUCGUGCUGCCGGCUGCUUUUGAACCUCCGUACAGGACACAAGGACACACAAUACAUGCUGUGGAUGCCCGUGAGGACGAGCCGGAUGAUGAAGAACAAGCACAGAUAUUCCUGGACUGGAGCCCAGGGACUGGAGAACUGAAGAUCCCUCUGAUGGGCUUGUUAGGUCUGGAGGAUGAAGCACAGCUCCAGACUGAAGCGGUCACACUGCUGCCUAACAUCAUCCUGAGACAGAGCUCAGGGGACAGCUGCGAGCCGGAGCCGGACCACUUCAUCAAGAUGGAGCGGGACUGGGGCCUCGUCAUCCACUCCAGCCCGGACUGACAGAGGAGAGGAAUAAUGCUGCCGCUGCUGCUUCAGACUCCUGACAGAAUAUGAAGAGCAUUUUGCUACACACUAGUGUGUUCAGUUUUAAGGUUUACAAAUGAAACGAUAUAAUGAAGGAUUUUCAGUGGACUUUGUUUUCUGCUUCAACUCUCUUUCACUGUGAACAUGAACAAAGCUCAGUUCUUUAGCUUCUGUGUUCAAUCACAGUUAAUCGCUUUGCCUCAAAAGCCCCAGACGUGCAGAUCCUGGAAGCUGCUCAAGGGAAAUAAACUUUGUUUCAUGGGCACUCGGUUCUGAAAGUGAUGUGUGACCCUGGAGCACAAAACCAGUCAUAAGUGUCAAUUUUUCAA